GACGAUUUUCUCCUUAGAGUUGAAAUCAAUUACAAGUUUACAAACUAGAUUAGUAACUUGUAGACAGUUUUCUACUACCACUUUAUUAUUCUCUUCUAAAAAACGUACAAAGAUGCCACCAAAGAAGCAACAACAACCAGAACAAAAGAUCAGACUUGGUAGACCAGGUAACAACCUUAAAAUGGGUAUCGUUGGUUUACCAAACGUUGGUAAAUCAUCUUUAUUCAACAUUAUGACUGCUUGUGAUCUUGGUAAAGCAGCUAACUUCCCAUACGCCACCAUCGAGCCAGAAGAAUCAAGGGUCAUCGUUCCAGAUGAACGUUUUGAUUGGUUAGCUGAUCACUACAAGCCAGCCUCAAGAGUUCCUGCUUUCUUGACUGUUAUUGAUAUCGCAGGUUUGACAGCUGGUGCUUCGACUGGUGCAGGUCUCGGUAACGCUUUCUUGUCACACGUUAGAGCAGUUGAUGGUAUUUUCCAAGUAGUCAGAUGUUUCGACGAUGCAGAUGUUAUUCACGUUGAAGGUGACGUUGAUCCAAUCCGUGAUAUGGAAAUUAUUCAAACUGAAUUGCGUUUGAAGGAUCAAGAAUGGUUAGAGAAAUCCGUAGAUCACCAAAAGCGUGUUGCCAGAUCAGCAAACCACACCACUCUCUCUGGUAAAGCUGAACAUGAAAAACUUCAAACUACUAUCAAGGCUUUAGAAACUGUUACAGGUGACCCUGAUAACGGUGUUGAAGGUAUGGACAUCCGUAAGCAACAAUGGACAGCCAAAGAAGUCGAUGUUAUCAAUGCAUUAAACUUGCUUACUGCUAAGCCAAUCAUCCGCCUUGUUAACCUUUCAAAGCGUGAUUAUUGUCGUAAGAAGAACAAGUGGUUACUCAAGGUUAAGCAAUGGGUUGAUGAAAAGAACCCAGGUGACUUGAUUAUUCCAUUCUCAGUCGCUCUUGAAGAAGAGUUGAUGCAGCUCUCUGAAGAGGACAGAGAAAAAGAAUUAAAGAGCUUGGCUGAAGAGUACAAAUUACCUGUCACUCAAUGCCUUGGUAAAAUCACCACAGCCGGAUACCAAUCAUUGGAGCUUAUUAGAUACUUCACCUGUGGUGAAAAGGAAGUUAGAGCAUGGACCAUUGCACAAGGAACUAAGGCGCCACAAGCUGCAGGUAUCAUUCACUCAGACUUCGAAAAGAACUUCAUUUGUGGUGAUAUUAUGACAUACGAUGACAUUAAAGAAUACAAGACCGAAAAUGCUGUUAAAGGUGCUGGUAAGAUGAGGCAACAAGGUAAGCCUUACGUCAUGAAGGAUGGUGAUAUUGUAUACUGGAAGAGCAACGCUUAGCUUUAUUUGUCUUUUAGCAUCUGUAAUAGUAUAUAAAUUUGAUUAAAAUUGCAUUGUAUCAAUCAUUUUCUGGAUUAUUUGAGUAUAUGUUUUAUGAAGUUGAUUUAAAUGUUCAAGUAUAUAGUAUGUGUAGGGUGGAUUAAAGGUAGAAGAUGUCUCAGAUACCUCCUAUUCAAAAUAUGUAAUAAUAUGUACUUUAAUAUAAGGUAAAGUCAACUCAAGCUUAAUAUAGAUCUUCUCUAAAUCGCCUUAUACAAACUCGCUGAUAUGUUCACUUGAUAUAAAUGGCCCAAUUCAUAAGACCUAUCCUCUGAAAUUCACUUUCUUUAAGAGACAAUUUUGAAAGUUCUACUUAACAUAAUAUAC
This is a messenger RNA of Wallemia mellicola CBS 633.66, 1696 nucleotides long. RefSeq lists its product as hypothetical. Lineage: Eukaryota; Fungi; Basidiomycota; Wallemiomycetes; Wallemiales; Wallemiaceae. Gene Ontology annotation, molecular function: GTP binding; ATP binding; ATP hydrolysis activity. The record is from RefSeq and is a predicted model, not a curated record. The transcript has 2 exons. Bases 113 to 1330 code for a protein of 405 amino acids. Gene Ontology annotation, cellular component: cytoplasm.